AUGGCUCCAUUUACUUUUACACUCUUUGCACCAUAUAAUAAACAAGCAGCCUUAAGGCUAAAAAAUGCUAGUGUUCGAAUGUUUGGUGUUGAUAUUCUUAUGGAAAAAGAUGAGUCAAAUGGCUAUUUUCGAGCAACUGUAGAUUUAGCUGAUGGAAUUUUUCAUUAUCAAUUUAAAAUUCAAACAAAAUCAUGGUUUGAACAAGAACCAGAACCUGCAUUACCAAAUUAUGAUGAUGACGAAUAUAAAGAGAUGACUCAAGAAGAAAAACAAGAAAAAACUCAUGAAUUUAGUAAACUUAUUGAUGAAAUUCGUGAACGAAAUCGUCAACGUGAACUCGAAUCUACUUUUACAGAAAUUUGGUAUACAUUUGUUGAUCCCUAUGCUACUGAUGUUGAUGAACGUGGUACAGAUGAUGCACAUAAAGCUGUUGGUAUAUUAACAAUCAAAAAUGGCAAACGAAUUAUCGAUGAAUAUGAAUGGAAAUAUGAUAAUUGUUUCUUACCACCUGAUGAAGAACUUGUUAUUUAUGAAAUACAUGUUGGUGAUUUUUCUGGUGGAGAAAAUGACCAACAUGCCCGUGGUCAGUUUAAACAUGUUAGACAAAAAAUUGACUAUUUAAAAGAACUUGGUAUUAAUGCGAGGGGUAUGUAUUCAUUUUUUCUCGUAUCACUGCAUAUUUCUAUGUUUAUUCUAUUUAGAUAUAAUCCAAGAUAUUAUUUUGCUAUUGAAACAAGUUAUGGAACAACAGCUGAUUUAAAAGAAAUGAUUGAUGAAAUGCAUAAAAAUGGUAUUCGUGUCAUUUUAGAUGGUGUUUAUAAUCAUUGUGAUUGUUCAUCGCCAUUAACACAAAUAGAUCAUGAUUAUUGGUAUCAUCACAAUCCAAAAGACGUAACUAUGUCGUGGGGACCCGAAUGGAAUUAUAAUUUUUAUGAUUCAAAAUAUAAUAUUUGGCCAGCUCGUAAAUUUAUUGGUGAUUCAAUUCGUUAUAUGGUUGAAGAAUUUCAUAUUGAUGGUAUUCGUUUUGAUGCUGCACGACAAAUUCAAAAUUUUGAUUUUUUACAUUGGGUUGUUAAAGAAGCAAAAAAAGCAGCUGGACCUAAACCAUUCUAUUGCGUUGCAGAAUUUUUACCUGAUGAACCGUGUAUAACAAAUAUUGAUGGUCCUAUGGAUGGAUGUUGGCAUGAUAGUUUCUAUUGGAUAGUACGCGAUUUAUUACUUCAUGAUAAUACUGAUAUUGGUCGAUUAAAAUCUGUUAUUGAUUGUCGACAACAAGGAUAUUUAGGUGUUACAAAUGUAGUAAAUUAUAUUGGAAAUCAUGAUCAUGAUCGAAUGUUGGUUGAAUUAGGCAAAGAAAAAUGUAUAUUUGAUGAAGAAGCAUUUAAACGUAUUCGUCUUGGUGUUGUUCUUCAAAUGACAAGUAUUGGUAUUCCAAUGAUAUGGAUGGGAGAAGAAAUGGGAGAAUAUAAAGAAAAAACACCUGAUGUUGCCAAAAUUGAUUGGUCUUUAAUUGCUGAACGUGAAGAUAAUUCAAAUAACAUUAAUAAAAGUCUUCUUGCAUUUUAUCGUGGUUUAGUACGUUUACGUAAAGAAAAUAAAGCAUUUUUUCAAACAAAUCUUGAUUUUACUCAUGAAGAUCAUAAUGCAAAAGUGUUAGCUUAUCAACGAUGGGCUAAUUCAGGUGAACGUGUUGUUGUUGUUGUGAAUUUAUCUGGUCAUUUUCUCACUCAUUAUCCUGUACCAAAUAUGCCUACUAAUGGUUGGUGGCAUGAAUGGACAUUUAAUUAUGAUGUUAAAGUUGAUUAUAACGAGGUACAUCUUGAUUUAGCUGAACGUGAAGCAAAAAUUCUUGUUUGGCUUGGUGAAGAUUGGCAACCACCAGCGCCUGAACCUCAAUCAGACCCAUCAAUAGAACCAGCUCCAAAUAGUGAUACAAGUACGACAGAAGCAAGUCCUGAAGACAAGCAACAGUAG
Molecule: messenger RNA, 1974 nt
Organism: Rotaria sp. Silwood2
Lineage: Eukaryota; Metazoa; Rotifera; Eurotatoria; Philodinida; Philodinidae
Source: the annotation of a GenBank genome assembly